GCGGAAGCUAUGUAUUCCCCCAAAUUCCAAGCGACGGCAACCCCGACGACGACGCCGAGGGAGCCCUAGCUACACGCCCUCACCGCCGGCCAUCAACCGCCUCCUCCGCUGCUACUUCCCUCGCCGUGUUCGCCGUCGCCAAGUUGAUCGACCGCGUCACCUCCACCGCUCUUGUCGAUCCCCGACUCGCCCUCGCCCUCGCCCUCGCGAUCUGCCAGCGGAUUCAGGAACGAUCAGUCACGGUGUAUGUGACCCUCGAUUCAUCAUGCCGUCGCAAGCACUGUGAUUUCAGUGAAGGUGAUUUUGCGGGACUACAGAUAGAGGAUGAUCCCACUCCUAGACUACUUAGUCGAUAUAUAUCUGACACGGGACUGUAUGUUACUUUAAUGGCUACUUACAAGAGCGGUGUGUUCCCCUCGUCAUACGAGAUUUUAUUUCCUGAACAAGAAGAGGAGGCAUGCAAGAUGGUGGAAAUAGCACUGCACGCAUAUGCCAAGCAAAAAGAUAUGCCGCCUGCCAAGUUAGAAAUUAUGAAAGUGAAAGAAAGGAGUCUUUUUGAAGAAUGUGGGAAAGUAUAUGCACACUUUAACUUUCUGGUGAUCAAUGAUUCAGAUGGCACUCGUACUUUGUUCUUUGCUGAGGUGGAUUUUCUCAACUGCAAAGAGGAGAAGGACGUCUACCUGUGCUGUCCUUUGGAAGAGAAUGACAAUGGUUAUUGUUUUGGGUGCCGAGUGCAGCAUAUAAAACUUAGGCGUCCUACUUCUGCUGACUAUUUGGGUGGCCACAAGGAUAUCUGUUCUGAAUAUAUAGAUGUAGAGUAUUGUUUUGAUGACUAUUGACUAAUAUUAAUGUACCUACUUAUAACAGAUUAGUUUCAGAAUCACCCGCAAGUAGAAAGGUUGUGUUGCUGAACGUUUUCUCGGAUGGGCUUUAGCAAAGCGGCAUGUAAUUUAUGUUCUGUGUAGGUUCUACUCUGGAACGGUGCUACAAUAUUGUGAUGUACACUGUAUGCUUUUGUAUAACAAUUAAUAACUCAUUAAUUAACUUAUAGUACUAUAAAUCA
Molecule: messenger RNA, 1063 nt
Organism: Oryza sativa Japonica Group (Japanese rice)
Lineage: Eukaryota; Viridiplantae; Streptophyta; Magnoliopsida; Poales; Poaceae
Source: RefSeq, a predicted model, not a curated record